AUGACACCCACAAACUGAACGGAAACAUUAGCGAAGGGCCUUUGUGCAUGAGUGUAUAAGUUUCACAACAAACAUAAUCUUGUUGGUGAAAUAGCUACGACGAAGUGUUCUGCUUGUCUGACGAUUACGCUUUGAGAAUAUUGAAGUCAUGGAAAUGAAAGUGGUUUUGCUCCUUCUUGGGUUAGCAGUCUGCGUGUCAGCCGUGGAUGCCAAGAGACGCAGUCCACGGGAUUUGUCAGUGGAGUGGUUGUGGGCGAAAGAUGGCACUGCCCCAGAACAGGAAAAUGAGGUGACGGAAAAAGAAUUGUUGAGAAAUAGGACACCUAAAGCAACUUGCUCAAUUCACGGCAUCUGGUACAAUCAGCUUGGAUCCGAAGUCAUCAUCAACGCAACCACUCAGACCGGGGUUCUGAUUGGGGAAUUUCGCACAGGUGUCGAAUCGAAAGAGGGCGCUGCCGGCGUGUCUUCCUCUAAGCUCGUUGGACACACCUCUAUAAGCGCUGAGCAUGAUACCUUUGGCAUGACCGUCAUGUGGCAGAAUGGUCGCUCAGUCACCAGCUGGACCGGACAGUGUCAUAUCUGCAACGGCGAAGAGACCCUAAUGACCACGUGGAUAAUGACGUCAAAGGUGGAGACGUGCGAAGAGAACUGGAAGGCAAACAGAAUUGGGCAAGACAUCUUUAAAAGGUACGAGGUUCGAGACGGUCCCCGCCGGCAAGAGGACACCCACACCCCGAGAGACGUCACUCGUCAAAACGAGCAAGACGAAGAACAAAAAGAUGUUUAAGUUACUUGUAUUGUAGACAUGUUAGAUGGUCUGUCGCGAUGAUAGUAAAGUCGUGCAGGUGGCGUUAUGAUUUCGGUUUCCGCGAUCGAAUACUGAUACCCUCGUAUCGCGAGAUCACUGCCUCUCGUGCGAAGCUGCUGGUUGCUGACUUCUACUCCCCUAAGCCAGUGUCGCGGGAAUUGCGGAACGCUAUCACCGCGACAGACAUUUAACGACUUGUCCACAAGUCUACUCGUAAUGAUGUGCUGAUCGGAUCAAAGACUACAGAACAUUUUUUUUAAGAAAAGGAAAUCGAUGAAAACAGCUGUAAAACCCAAAAUGGCACAACCAUGAUUUAUAUAGGACAAUGACGUCAGUUGAAUUGGCUCAAGUUAUUUUUGGUUGUUUAUUUCAUACUACAAUACCGAUACACUGUAUACAUAUUCAUGUCUUCGUCCUUCGGAUGGGACGUUAAGCCGUUGGUUCUGUUUGCUCUGUUUGUGUUCUAAGGCACGUAGAACAACCCAGUGCACUUUAUCGAAAAGAUAAGGGGCUCGCCCCAGUAUUCCUGGUUUGAUUGGGAAAAUAGAAUUGUGCCACAGCACCUUGUAAACCAUGAUGCUACGUAAAAGGAGUAUGUCUCUUAAUUCAAAAACGUAUAGUCCCCCCAUACCUUGCAGGAAAAAACUGUUAAAGCGCCUUGAGUAUCACCGAGUGACGGAUUUGCACGCUAGAAGCCACUAUUAUUAAGUGUGCAUGAUUGCGUACAGCUCAGUUCAAAAUUUACAGUUUAAAUGACAAUGCAAACAUGUUCGUAGUCAUUCAAAAUGUUUAUUGAAAGUAUUAGUUUGUGAACGAAAAUGAAUGUAAUAAAACGAAACUCAAACUUAA
Messenger RNA from Asterias rubens (European starfish), 1657 nucleotides. Its product is annotated as fibropellin-3-like. The transcript has 6 exons. Gene Ontology annotation, molecular function: biotin binding. The coding region runs from base 149 to 787 and encodes 212 amino acids. NCBI's taxonomy places the organism in Eukaryota, Metazoa, Echinodermata, Asteroidea, Forcipulatida, Asteriidae. The record is from RefSeq and is a predicted model, not a curated record.